Molecule: messenger RNA, 1526 nt
Organism: Quercus robur (English oak)
Lineage: Eukaryota; Viridiplantae; Streptophyta; Magnoliopsida; Fagales; Fagaceae
Exons: 7
Coding region: 397-1176 (259 amino acids)
Source: RefSeq, a predicted model, not a curated record
CAAAGCCCUCUCUCUCUCUCUAUCUUUAUCUAUCUGGUUUCCGUACAGACCUUUCCUCUCUCUCUCUCACAACAAUUUUCAAUAAUUUCAGCUUCUCAUAGUAGAGCUCCCUUCAGUCUCAUAAGAAUAAUAUAUACUUAGUUGUUCAACUGUGUAUGUCUGUGUAAAUAUUUAUAUAUAUUCAAAUAAAUUAUAUAAUCUCUUUGGUUUCUUUCUCUCUAUCUCUCUCCCUGUCAAUAUAUAUAUCUGACCCAAAUCUUUGAUUUUUCAAUUUGUGAGAGUCCAAUUGGCGGGAACCAACGGUCAAUUCUGAGCUUUCUGGGAAUUGGGUUUUGCUUGUAAUUGCAAAAUUUGAAGGUUGGUUUUGUUUUUGGAAAAUUUUGAUUCGGAAAUUGGAUGGCAAACCCGACUGGGAAUCAUCAAGAAGCGUCGUCUUCUUCGUUCAACGGACACGUGGCAGCAGCUGCCGGAGCCGGAGGAGGAGGGAACCAGAGCAACGGGAACUCUACAGGGGCGGCGGCGCCGGAGAGUUCAGCCUCGGCUAUGAAGCACAACCCGGGUAUUUCAUUGGAUUGGACCUCAGAGGAGCAGGCCAUUCUUGAUGAUGGGCUAGCUAAAUUUCCCUCAGAAUCAAACAUUAUUCGGUAUGCAAAGAUAGCUAUGCUGCUGCAAAAUAAGACAGUUCGAGAUGUGGCUUUGCGUUGCAGAUGGAUGACUAAAAAGGAAAAUAGCAAGAGAAGGAAGGAAGACCAUAAUUUAACAAGGAAAAACAAAGAUAAAAAGGAAAGAGUCAAUGAUCCUUCAGCUAAACCAUCUCACUUUGCAGCACGGCCAAGUGUUCCACCAUAUGCUCCACCAAUGAUUCCAGUGGAUAAUGAUGAUGGCAUCUCAUUCAAAGCUAUUGGUGGUCCUACAGGAGAGCUUCUUGAGCAAAACGCGCAGGCCUUAAAUCAAAUUUCUGCAAACCUACAAGCUUUACAGAUACCGGAGAACAUCAAUCUUCUCUGUCAAACUCGUGAUCUUCUCUGUCAAACUCGUGAUAACAUCCACAAAAUCAUGAAUGACUUGAAUGACACUCCAGAAGUAAUGAAGCAGAUGCCACCACUUCCAGUGAAGUUGAACGAAGAGCUAGCUAAUUCAAUCCUUCCACCCCCAAACCUCUCAAUGCAAUCAUGAUGGACCUCUAUUGUUGUCUAGGCCGUGGAUCUGUCCCGAAGAAUGAUCCAGCUUCUCAGUCCAACACUGGUCCUGCUCAACUGGGAUUUCUCAAAGAAACCCUGACCUUGAAAUGAAGAAAAUAACUCUGCCAAGUUGACCCACCAGGUCCUGAUUCCAAAAAAUUGUCUGACCCAAUUGUUUCAGUGUGCAGAAGUCAGUUUCUUUUUUUCUUUGUUAGCUGUUCAUGUUUGGUUCUAAAAUUAGCCAUAGAUUGUGACUUAGAUGUUGAUUAGAAAUUAGGGAAUAAGGGUUCUUUUUUGUCAUAAAAAUCAGUACUCAUUUUGAUUAAAUGUUACUCUGUUCAUGUU